Molecule: messenger RNA, 3651 nt
Organism: Pygocentrus nattereri (red-bellied piranha)
Lineage: Eukaryota; Metazoa; Chordata; Actinopteri; Characiformes; Serrasalmidae
Gene: parga
Product: poly (ADP-ribose) glycohydrolase a
Exons: 18
Coding region: 533-3094 (853 amino acids)
Biological process (GO): nucleotide-sugar metabolic process; regulation of DNA repair; ATP generation from poly-ADP-D-ribose
Cellular component (GO): cytoplasm; nucleus
Molecular function (GO): poly(ADP-ribose) glycohydrolase activity
Source: RefSeq, a predicted model, not a curated record
UGAGGGAGGAAAGACUAAAAGUGAAACAAUUGGGCUCGACCCGUCCAGGCUGUUCUUUGUGGACAUUUUUCCUCAUUGUUGUUUAUAGCUUCAGCGUCUCUCCUUAGAAAGCACCCGGAAUGUGUAUGUAAGUUGUGUUGAGGCGAGUGAAAGAGAAUUUCGGAAUGAGCUUAUGUUGAAUAAUGAGUUAGCUCGGUUCGCUAACCAGCUAGCUAGCCAGCUCCUUCCAUAACAAACGCCUGUAGCCUGACUCAGUGACGGUAAAGCACAGAGUGCAGCCCCUCGGAGUGAAGCUCAUAACCUGGUAGCGAUGCCUUUAUAGCGUACUCUCGCGGCAGUCUUACUCUGAAGGACACUGCAGUCGUUGAGCACGAUGCUAAACAGCUAGCUAACUAAGCUAGCUGGCUAACGGUGUGUAGAAUUGUACAAUCCCAAGUGACGUUUCAUCAUCGUCCUAGUUCUGAAUUACAUUAGUUAUUGAUGUGAUAUUGGCCUGCUAAGAAAUGAAACGUAACCAACUGGUCAUGAAAGAAUGAGCGCUUUGUCAGAAAACGUUACUGAAGUUACUGAAAAGAGGUUGAAGUUGGAAGCUGACUGUUCCAGCUCCUGCCCAGAGGGCUCUCAGACUGUCACUGCCAAAGGUGAGAAGGAGGUCACUGGAACAAAGUUGCCAGGAAAUCAUAAUCCAGGUAGCUUAGCCACCGAUGUGCUAACCUCAAAAAUGGAAGAAGCUGCAAAGGAAGUAAACAGCAGUGCCACUGGAAAUGUGAAGGUAGAUGACGUAAGAAAUGAUCUUCAUAAGUUUGAGUGCAAUAGGAAAGAUGAUUGUCAGUCAGGUGUGAAAGAAAAUGACAAGCUUUUUGGUGUUUCAAGAAAACACAAAGAGCUGGAUGACCCCAAACUGGACAGAAUUCAAGGGAGCAUUUUAUUGCCAAAUUCUAACCUGGAUGUGAAGGGGUUCUAUGGACUGAGUGAGGUUAAUAGUAUUGUAAGUGAUAAUGUUAUCAUUCAGAAAAAGUCCACUAAUGGAGAAAAAGCUUUAACAUCUAACUCGCCAGAUGCCAAACCUAGCAAGGUGACCACUACAUCUACACCAAAGGCAAAGACAAACCUCAGUUUAUCUCUAAACACAAGUGCUAAUGCUGAUGUGGAGAUGCUGAGCCCAGAGAGUCCAACAUGCAAAAACUCCCUAUACAACAACUUAGGGGAAAGUGCCCAUUCUUGCACGGUGCCCCAGGCAUCCUCCGUUCGAUCUUGUUCUUCUGUGGAGUCCAGUCCCUCUGGUAAUCGUGGAGUUGUAAACCCAGAGGGCAUCAAUGAGAAGCCUGAGGUCAUAACCAUGGAAACUGAUGAUGUCGAUAAGCAGGACUCUGGUAUCAGUUCUUUGUUUCCAAAAAGCAAAGCCAAGGAAGGACCUGUUGACAUCCAGUCAAAACAGUCACUGAAAAGUGAGCAAGUGCCUCUACUGAACAGUGAUAAAAAGUGGUUGGGAACUCCUAUAGAGAUGCUGAGGAGGAUGCCACAGUGUGGUCAACCCCUACCACACCUCAGGGCAUCAGACAGCCACAAAGUCCUGAUCAGGACAGACUUGCUCAAGGAAGGUGAAGUCCCUGUUCCAUACCCCAGCAAGUUUCGUGAUGCCUGGGAUGAUAUAACUGUCAAAAUGCCCUGUUCAGAAAAGAACCUGUUUCCUGUGGAGAAUGAGGAUGGAAGUGUGGUGCAGAGUCGGUGGGAGUUAAUUCGGUCUGCCUUGGAAAAUGGAUGCAAAAGUUCACUUGACAUUCGGGAUGCAAUACUGAGUUACAACACGGCACAUGCAAAGAGAUGGGACUUCACAGCUUUAAAUGUUCUCUGCACUGAUGGGUUGGAGCACUCUGAGGUGCAGUAUCUCUUUGAUGUCAUCCUGCCAGAGAUGGUAAAGUUAGCCUUGAGUGCCCCCAAGAUUUGUACCCAGCCAAUCCCUCUGCUUAAACAGAACAUGAAUCAGUCCCUGACCAUGUCACAGGAACAAAUUGCCUGCUUGCUGGCCAACGCCUUCUUCUGUACAUUCCCCAGACGCAACUCGCGCAAGUCUGAGUACUCCAACUAUCCCGAGAUUAAUUUCUACAGAUUGUUUGAGGGAUCCUCUCCUCGGAAGAUUGAGAAACUCAAAACCCUCCUCUGCUAUUUCAGAAGAGUGACUACUUCAAAGCCCACUGGCCUUGUGACGUUUACGAGACAAAGCCUGAACAGUUUUUCUAAAUGGGAAAGCUCAGCUACCCAGCUCACGCGGCUUCAUAUAACUUAUGAGGGGACUAUUGAGGAUCAGGGUUAUGGAAUGCUUCAGGUGGACUUUGCAAACAGGAUGGUAGGAGGAGGAGUAACAGGACUGGGGCUGGUCCAGGAGGAGAUCCGCUUCCUCAUCAACCCAGAGCUUAUUGUCUCACGCCUCUUUACUGAAGCUUUGGAUCACAACGAGUGCCUUAUUAUCACAGGCACGGAGCAAUACAGUAAAUACUCCGGUUAUGCAGAGAGCUACAAAUGGAAGGACAACCACAAAGAUGAGACGCCAAGGGAUGAGUGGCAGCGAAGGUGUACAGAGAUCGUGGCCCUGGAUGCGCUAAAGUACAGGCACUUCAUGGAGCAGUUCCAUCCUGACAAAAUCACUAGGGAACUUAACAAGGCGUACUGUGGGUUUGUGCGGCAUGGUGUCAACAGCCAGUACCUUUCAGCAAUUGCUACAGGAAACUGGGGAUGUGGUGCAUUUGGGGGAGACACACGACUUAAAGCCCUGCUGCAGAUAAUGGCAGCGGCGGAGGCAGGCAGAGAUGUGGCCUACUUCACAUUUGGUGAUGCUGAGCUCAUGAGGGAUGUCCAUGAUCUGCACACCUUCCUUACGGAUAGACACAUCACUGUUGGCACUUUAUAUGGUCUCCUGAAGCAGUACUUUAAUGUGGUGUGCAAGAACAGCCACAGUCAGAGGCCUGAUGUCAGUCUUUAUGGCUUCAUCUAUGAACAGAUCAGCUCAGAUCCUCUUCCAGAGCCCAGCCCUGGACCCAGCAGCAGCAGCCACCUGUCCACUGCAGUCUCCUCUUGUUCCUCAGACUGCCAUUAAUGCUGGCCUGUCACAGACUCGCACACCUCCUUGACUUUUUCAAUUCCUCAGUGCUUUUUUUCUUCUUUAGAAAGAGAUAUUUUAGGUGAUUUUCUGAGGUGUGAUGUGUGAAAGUACUGUAUGCCUUUUUUCAGCUGGUGGGUAUAUGUCUCAAGUCACAGUACAUUAUAUAUGUGGCUUGAGAAUAUAGCAAUAGUAAUCCUGGUUGCUGGUUAUUUGCUUUUCCCCUUACACCGGAGAGACACUUGUGACCAAAGUUACUGCAUGGUCUCAAAAUGUUUUGUUUAAGAUUGGCUGACCAAGGCACAUUAGUCUUGAUUGUUAGACUGUUAGCAGGGCACUUAUACAGACUCAGUACACUAUGUAGAACUGUGUGACACUAUAUGCAUGAAAUCUCUUUAAAUGGACCCAGAUUUUGCUUAUCACACUUGAUUUAUAAAAAUUGUAUUAAACAAAAGUCAAGAUGUCUUUUUUUUUUUUGCCAUAUUGAGAUCAGAAAAAUAUUACUGAGUUUUCAAAUGUGCAAACUUUCCACAUUAAAGGAAACUGUGCAAACA